GGUCACGACCACCACACGUAUUCUGAUCUAUUUCUUUUGUUUCAUCGUAAUUCCUUGUGGAGGAAGUAAAGGUUUGCAGAGCUGUGAUGUUGUGGUGACAGUUCGAAGAGGAACAGCAUUUGCUUUUUCUCUUCACCAACAUGCGGAGGUCAAAUGUCCCAUCCAGCACUGCGGAAGGACUGUGCAUGUCGUCUGGUGCAAAGUUCUGGACACAAGUGAAUGCGAGAGUUUGAAUAAUUCAGAUCACAUUCAGAUAAAUCAAAACAUGCUGUCGAAUGAGAAGAUGGAGUCUGUUUUAACAUUCAAAAGGAUCUCUGUAGAGGACAGUGGAUUGUACGCAUGUAGAGAACUGAAUUACGGAUCAAUAGGCCACACAAUAAAAGUCAAUGUUUCAGAGACAAACCAAAGGGGCAAAGAUCAUCCUAAAAAUUCUCCAGAAGAUCAAAACGUGCCCAGUGAAGAUGACAUGAAGAUGACCGCACUCGUGUAUUUUAUCAGUUUUCUUUCUAUAGCUGUGCUCCUACUCACAAUUACAGUCAUAACCCUGCUCAGACUCUACGUUUGCAAAUCGAGACCAAGACGCCAACCAAAAACACAUGAGGAACGACCAUCACAUUUGAGACCAGGCCUACCCAAAAAAAGUCCUCCAGUUUUACGCCAGGCCUCGUGCAUCGUGAGCAACAUUUCAAGUUCGGUAAUAGAAGAACCUCCAAAUAACUCAGAGAGGGCCAUCGGGAGCCAGGUUUUAACAGGUUCAAGUGCAGCUGAAAGUCUAACAUCUGGUGUGUACUCAAAAAUCGACCGCACUAAGUCGAAGAAAAGUUUUCAGCAUCAUGCCUCAACUGAAGUUACCUGUGAAAUGAGUGUAAUUAGUGUUGUCAGUUCUGAAUUAUAGGUACAGUAGAAUAAAUGGGGAAAGCUACUGUAUAAUAUCAAGUUUUAAGAUUUUUUUUUUUUUUAUUACUCAACUACCACUGAACUUUUUCCAACCAUCUUUCCAUCUUUUCAGCUAAAAGGCUCCAUACAUUUUUCUACUUCUUGUUUUGUGUACUUCAAUAACCUUUUAAUCAAACCUACAUAACUACCUGGAAAUAGCAAAUACUGAUAUGUUUUAAAUACGUACUCAACUUACUUUCUUUACCCGACUGGCCGGCCUCUUUUCAGAUAACAUAACGUAAAAUUGUACAUACUUUUUGCUAUGAUUUGACUAUUUGUGUCAUCUGUAGCUUUCUGUCCUGUUUUGAACCAUGAUUUCAUAAUGUUACAAUCCUUCAACAAAAACAUGUAUUCAAAAUAAAUUCA
Molecule: messenger RNA, 1302 nt
Organism: Periophthalmus magnuspinnatus
Lineage: Eukaryota; Metazoa; Chordata; Actinopteri; Gobiiformes; Gobiidae
Exons: 5
Coding region: 266-895 (209 amino acids)
Biological process (GO): immune response-regulating cell surface receptor signaling pathway
Cellular component (GO): plasma membrane
Molecular function (GO): signaling receptor activity
Source: RefSeq, a predicted model, not a curated record